Saimiri boliviensis boliviensis (Bolivian squirrel monkey) is the source of this 1303-nucleotide messenger RNA. Lineage: Eukaryota; Metazoa; Chordata; Mammalia; Primates; Cebidae. The record is from RefSeq and is a predicted model, not a curated record.
CUGGUUCCGGAAGGCCCCCUACAGGUACCUUGGGCCUAGCUCUCACCCAGGCCCAGGGCAACACUGAAGACAUGGGCAAGAGCAUCCCCCAAUACCUGGGACAGCUGGACAUCUAUAAGAGUGUAGUAAGCCUGGCCACAGGUGCUGGGGCGAUCUACCUGCUCUACAAGGCCAUCAAGGCUGGCAUAAAAUGCAAGCCACCCCUCUGUAGCAACUCGCCCAUCUGCAUCGCCCGCCUGGCAGUCGAGCGAGAGCGGCACGGGCGGGACUCAGGUGAGCUCCGGAGGCUCCUCAACUCUUUGGAGUGCAAACAGGAUGAGUACGCCAAGAGCAUGAUCCUGCACAGUAUCACUCGCUGUGUGUACUUGUUGGAGGCUGAGGCCUCUGCUUGUACGACGGAUGACAUCGUGUUGGUGGGUUACAUGCUGGAUGACAGGGACAACAGUGUCAAAACCCAAGCUCUGAAUACACUUAAAGCUUUCUCUGGCAUCAGAAAAUUCAGGCUCAAAAUCCAGGAACAUGCCAUCAAGGUGCUCGAACUGAUCUCCACCAUCUGGGACACGGAACUGCACGUUGCGGGCCUCAGACUCCUCAACAACCUUCCGCUGCCCGACUAUGUGCAUCCGCAGUUGCGACGGGUGAUGCCUGCCUUGAUGGAGAUCCUGCAGUCAGACUACAUCCUGGCACAGGUGCAAGCCGUACGUCUCCUGAGCUACCUGGCACAGAAGAAUGACCUUCUCUAUGACAUUCUCAACUGCCAGGUUCACUCCAACUUCCUAAGCCUGUUCCAGCCCACACAGCCAGGGAGUAUCCUGUAUGAGGUACUGGUGUUUGCUGAGCGGCUGAGUGAGGGCCGGAAUGCACCCCACUACCGUGCUGUGAAAUGGCAUUACAACGAACAGUCCCUGCAUGAAUCCCUCUUUGGGGAAGAGUCGCGGCUGGCAGACCGACUGCUUGCCCUGGUCAUCCACCCUGAGGAGGAUGUUCAGAUCCAGGCCUGCAAGGUCAUCGUCAGCCUGCAGUAUCCCCAGGACUUGAGAGCCCGGUCCUCCACCUGCCAGUCCAGUCGUUCCUACUUUAAAAACACGGAAUAAAAUUAAGGAGAGCCAAUAAAUGACUAUGAGAGAGAAACUUGAAGUUUCUUGAAGCUUGGAUGUUUGUCAGUGGCCUUCCAGGGCUGGGUAGAGAUUUCAUUCAGCAUAAUCUCUGCUCUAGCAUUUGGCACAGCACAGGCUUAUCUCUCAGAACACAUCCCCACUUCCAUGUCUGGGGGACUGGCUCUCCUCUUCUCUUGCUGCUUUUC